ACGCCCUGUCACAUUGCUCAAAUGAAGAGCACUGAAAGACAAAAUAAAAUUCUUGCAAGUGAAAAACACUUAACCAGAGAUUCGUGCUUAUGCGAUGCCUGCUACAGACACGUGGAUCGCAAAUCAAAUUCGCCCUCUUACAUAAACAAAUCCUUAAAACGAAACUCUUUGGUCGCGCCCGGACCCAGACAGAACCAUUGUCACGUGCUCGGCUGUAACAACGUCUCCAACAAUAUCCUACGUCGCAAGUGGAUCAUUAAAAUGCGAAAAAGUAUCUGCCAAGCGAUUAAUAUCGAUCUGGACAAUCCCGGUCUGCAUUUGAUUCCGCUUUGUGAUGAGCACUUCACUGCCUUAGAACAUUUGAUGGUGUGCGCCAUGUGCAAGAGGCGCUUGGCCAGGAAUCACAUACAUUAUUUGGGGCCGGAGGUUAAGGAACUCAACGAGGCUUUGAAAGAUGAUGGUAAGUAUCUAUUUGUAGAUA
This is a messenger RNA of Sitophilus oryzae (rice weevil), 481 nucleotides long. RefSeq lists its product as uncharacterized. Lineage: Eukaryota; Metazoa; Arthropoda; Insecta; Coleoptera; Curculionidae. The record is from RefSeq and is a predicted model, not a curated record. The transcript has 3 exons. The annotation marks the transcript as partial.